Molecule: messenger RNA, 2754 nt
Organism: Mugil cephalus (flathead mullet)
Lineage: Eukaryota; Metazoa; Chordata; Actinopteri; Mugiliformes; Mugilidae
Gene: cnrip1b
Product: cannabinoid receptor interacting protein 1b
Exons: 3
Coding region: 254-742 (162 amino acids)
Biological process (GO): negative regulation of signaling receptor activity
Cellular component (GO): plasma membrane
Molecular function (GO): type 1 cannabinoid receptor binding
Source: RefSeq, a predicted model, not a curated record
GUGACAGAGAGGGUGGGUAGAGUGUGGUGUGAGGGAGUGACAGAUUUUCAAAGAGAGAUAGCAUUGGAUGGGAUUAGGCCUGGGCUGCAGGUUGCUCGGGAUUACGCAGCGUAGCGCAGCCCUCUGUGCUGUGCGUUAUUCUCUAGUCUUCUCACGGCACGGCAUCGCACGGCAUUUUACAGCCUCCCUGCACUGAUCGACACCUGAGGCACAUCUCACGUUUGUUCCGGAGACAUAGUAUCUUUAUGGAAACAUGGCCGACGUUCCCCAGAUCGUCAAAAUUGGCAUUUCACUGAAGAUGCUUCCCAACAACAGCGCGGUGUACUUCAAAUCCGACGGCGCACGGUUCGGACAGACGCGGACCAUCAAGCUGCUGACAGGGUCCAAAUAUAAGAUCGAGGUGGUCGUUAAACCUGGAGCGGUCGAGGCCACGUCAAUGACUGUGGGUGGUGUGACAUUCCCCCUGGAGCAGCAGUCUAAAGAUCCACAGUCAGUGGUCUACACUGGCCUGUAUGACACUGAGGGGGUGACACACACCAAGAGUGGAGAGAGGCAGCCAGUACAAAUCAACAUACAGUUCACAGAGGCGGGAGAGUUUGAAACGGUGUGGCAGGUCAAGUACUACAACUACAACAAGAGGGACCACUGCCAGUGGGGCAACAGCUUCAACAGCAUCGAGUACGAGUGCAAGCCCAACGACACGCGCACGCUCAUGUGGGUCAACAAGGAGAUGUUUCUGUGACGACCUGGUGUGUACGAUAACUCUGGGUCAUGAUUAAAAGAAGCCAUAUCUGUGGGUUUUUUUCCCUCUCUCCACCACCGGCCAAUAUCAGCAAAUGUGAAGCUGUUUGAAAAGAAAACCUUUUCUCUCCUUUAUGCGUCUGACCUCCCGCCAACUCGCUUCGUAUGGCAGGACCUACAGUAUAAAAUGUGUCUUUUCACAGUGGUUAUGUUUGUUCAGGGUCCACGUGGCGUUUUUAUCAGGGUGAACUUUACAUUAUCUCUCUGACCGGUAUAUUUUAAUAAUGUAUUGAUAGAGGAAAUGACGUUUUGAGAGAGAUAUUUUUCCACGGUUGUGGCAUCUGGUAACCGUCACGUGCGAGAAGGUUUGUGUGUGUGUGUGUGUGCGCGUACAGUGCUGUAAACGUGUGAGUGUGCCCGUGUGCGUAGGCGUAGCGUGUGCGUGUUUGUUUUCCAGAUGGUGCUCAUACAGAUGUGUUUAUCUGUGUUUGUGCCCGUUUCCUUCCAAAAUCCAACCUUUCCAUAAAUACCAUGUCCAUUCUUUAAAACAAAACAAAAAAAAAAAAAACAAUUGCUGGUAAAUGUUACUACCUUUCAGAACUGAGCGCGUCCAUCUCAGCCGAGCCGUGCGUCCUUGCAUUAGUGACAUUUUUGCUUUCGCUGGCUCAGAGCAAAAUAUUUUCCAUCUGCCGUUGUAUGGGAACUUUCCAUGACAUCUGCAGUGUCUAAUUGUAAAAAUGUGUGGUAUGGUUUGGCCAAUGGAGCCCGGCACUGCGGCCAAAGACAAUCUUUUCUUCUACAGUAAAUCUCAAGUAAAUAUUUGCAGGUAUUUUACUAUCAGCCACAUCAACAGAUCCAAAAGAACAGUGAUAUUUUCAGUCCGAUUUGCUGCACCCUUGAGUUGUGAGAAACACCCAACUGGAUCACCGAGGAGAUCUGAAAACCAUCACUGUUCACUCGGUGGCAUGGGGGGUGCAGUGGUUAGCGCUGUCGCCACAUUGCAAGAAGGUUGUGGGUUUGAAGCUGCUGAGGGCCUUUCUUUCUGUGCAGAGUUUGCACGUUCUUCCUGUGUCUGCAUGGAUUCUCUCUGGGUGGCAUGUUAGGCCAGUUUUUUUAACUAGUUAAACUACUAACAAGCAUGUCUUAGGAUUGUUAGACACUUUAGAGAAGCCAGAGAACUUGGAGAAACCCCACACAGGCACAGGAAGAACAUGCUAAGUCUUGCACAGAGAAAGGCCCCCAGCCAACCAGCAGGUUUGAAGCCAGAAGAUGAGAUAAUCCUUCAUUUAUCCCACAGUGGGGAUAUUUUCAGUGUUCCACCAGCAGACAGUUUAAGGACAGUGCGCACAGGAGAAUCUUAUUGGUGUGAGACGUCAGUGCUAACCACUGCGCCCCCCCACGUUUCAGCCGCAUCAAUGUUUCAUAGCAGUACCUGUUUUAUUCUGUCACGCUUAAAUUAACUUGUGCCACUGUCUACACCGUUGUAAACUAAAAAUAGCCAUGAUUUUGGAAUGAAACCUUCUGUGUGUAGCUGUGUGGAUGUUUGUAACACUUCUGUGUCUAGUGUAAUGCGGUUUUGAAAGUAGAAAUGUUCGUAUCUGGGUGAAGUUGUGCCCCUAUCUACUGUGUGUUCGUUCUCUCUACCUCUUUCACAGGACUUAGCCACAGAUAUUUGUGUUGAAUAAUGAAUAUUUGGAACUGUUCAUGUUCAUGACAUAUCUUAAAAGUAUUUUUUUUCUAUUUCUUGUGGUAAAUCUUAAUAUUUAAAAAUAAAUAGUAUUUUUGUACAGUGUACCAUUUGAAAUGCUUUCAUAUUACUGUGUGUAUAAAAUUCAGUGGAAUUUCGGUGAAAGAAAAACAAAAAAAUGAUAGUUUACCUAUGCAAGAAAUCAGAGCAACAAAAUCACGAGGAAAUGGUGCAAUACAAAGGUGAAAUUAUAUUUUGUUCUAACUUUUCUUGUGAAUGUGUUGUUUAUAAUGUUAUUGAUAUUAAAUGAAAACGUUUGUGUCAAA